Molecule: messenger RNA, 1629 nt
Organism: Aspergillus nidulans FGSC A4
Lineage: Eukaryota; Fungi; Ascomycota; Eurotiomycetes; Eurotiales; Aspergillaceae
Product: MDR family MFS transporter
Exons: 5
Coding region: 1-1629 (542 amino acids)
Biological process (GO): transmembrane transport; basic amino acid transmembrane transport
Cellular component (GO): membrane
Molecular function (GO): transmembrane transporter activity
Source: RefSeq, a predicted model, not a curated record
AUGUCGUAUGGAACAAUCGCAUCGGUGGAGGAUCCUCCCAGCGCGGAUCUCGCUCAGGAGCACGAACAGGACGAUGAACACGCCCAAGAGGAUGAACCGCUGCUCCCCGCCGUAGACUGGAAACCUCCCAAAGGGUUCCUUUGGAUAGAAGUCGCAAUUUUCGCCAAUGUUUUCCUCUCCGGCUUCGACGGCACAAUCACAGCCUCGACCUACGCGCUCAUCAGCUCCGAGUUCAAGGCCGCAAACACCUCCUCCUGGCUUACAACCUCAUACCUGAUCACCAGCACGGCAUUCCAGCCUCUGUACGGCAGGUUCUCUGACAUCUUUGGCCGGCGAGCCUGCUUUUUCACGUCCACCAUCAGCUUCCUCCUCGGUUGCCUGGGCUGCGCCGUUGCGCAAGAUGUCGUCUUUCUGAAUCUCAUGAGGGCCCUGACGGGCGUCGGUGGAGGGGGUCUCAUGACGAUGGCUACAAUCAUAAACUCCGACAUGAUCCCCUUUCAUCGCCGCGGUAUGUACCAAGCCGCGCAGAACGUCCUGCACGGGUUCGGGUCUAUCUGCGGGGCGUCGCUCGGCGGGUCUAUUGCAAAUACGAUCGGUUGGCGGUGGUGCUUUCUUUUACAGGUGCCCGUGUCCGUUUUUGCGCUUGCGAUCGGACGGAUCGUUAUCCCUAUGCCGCAGAAACCUCCUACGGGCGUUGGCUGGAGUGUUUGGAAGCAAGUUGACCUUACGGGUGCGCUCCUCCUCAUUCUCGGUCUGUCCGUGCAGCUGGUCGGCUUGAGUCUGGGUGGCAAUGAGCUCCCUUGGAGUAACGGAUGGGUUGUUUCUAGUCUGCUCGGCAGCCUGGUCCUGUUGGGCGGGUUCAUAGUCGUCGAGGCAAAGACAAGUGCUAUCCCUGUCAUCCCGCUGCGGAUGUUGAAAGGUCUCUUGCCGGUUUCCACGCAAAUCGCCAAUGUUUGCGUUGGGAUGGCAGCUUACGCUUUCCUCUUCAACCUCCCUCUCUUCUUCCAAAUCGUGCUGCUAGACAGCGCAUCCAAAGCGGGUGCCCGUCUUGUGAUUCCGUCCCUCGCGACGCCCGUCGGCGGACUCCUGUCUGGAAUCGUCAUGUCCCACUACGGCAAACUGAGCUACCUAAUGCGUGCAGGUGCUAUGCUCAUGUUUCUGGGGAACCUGCUUGUAAUGAUAUUGGACUUUGAAGACUCGGCAUGGAAGUACUUUGUUUACGUUAUACCUGCGAACCUGGGACAGGGCGUUGUGUACCCGGCAAUUCUAUUUACGGUGUUGGCGGCUUUUGGGCAUGAAGACCAUGCAGUAUCUGCCUCGACAGUAUACCUCAUCCGCUCGCUGGGAACGGUCUACGGUGUUGCGAUCACGUCUGCAAUCGUGCAGAAUGAGCUCGUGCGCUCCCUACCGGGGGCGUUGCGAGGUGUACCAAAUAAAUGGAAAGUGAUCGACGAGAUCAGACACUCCGUCAGUGCGAUCUAUACCCUCGAACCAGAGAUCCAGCUCGCAGCAAGACAUGUCUACUACGGCGGGAUUCGGAUGGCGUUUGCGGUUAGCGCAGGGUUCGGCGCUGUUGCUGUUGUUGCGGCGUUGUUCGCAAGAGGACGGGGCCUGAAGAGGGGGGAAUGA